AUGUGGCUCACACCCCAGAUCCAGACACCAGGUCCAGACCCCAGAUAUAGACACCAGGUCCAGACCCCAGAUCCAGACACCAGAUCCAGACACCAGGUCCAGACCCCAGAUAUAGACACCAGGUCCAGAUCCCAGAUCCAGACACCAGGUCCAGAUCCCAGAUCCAGACACCAGGUCCAGAUCCAGACACCAGGUCCAGAUCCCAGAUCCAGACACCAGGUCCAGAUCCCAGAUCCAGACACCAGGUCCAGAUCCCAGAUCCAGACACCAGGUCCAGACACCAGACCCCAGGUCCCAGGUCCAGACCCCAGACACCAGGUCCAGACCCCAGAUCCAGACACCAGGUCCAGAACCCAGAUCCCAGACACCAGGUCCAGACACCAGGUCCAGACCCCAGACACCAGGUCCAGACCCCAGACACCAGGUCCAGACCCCAGGUCCAGACCCCAGAUCCAGACACCAGGUCCAGACCCCAGAUCCCAGGUCCAGACCCCAGGUCCAGGUCCAGACCCCAGACCCCAGGUCCAGACCCCAGGUCCAGACCCCAGACACCAGGUCCAGACCCCAGGUACAGACCCCAGAUCCAGACACCAGGUCCAGACCCCAGAUCCCAGGUCCAGACCCCAGGUCCAGACCCCAGACACCAGGUCCAGACCCCAGGUCCAGACCCCAGACACCAGGUCCAGACCCCAGGUCCAGACCCCAGACACCAGGUCCAGACCCCAGAUCCCAGGUCCAGACCCCAGAUCCCAGGUCCAGACCCCAGACACCGGGUCCAGACCCCAGAUCCCAGGUCCAGACACCAGGUCCAGACACCAGACCCCAGGUCCAGACACCAGACCCCAGAUCCAGGGCCCAGGCCCAGACAGCAGACCCCAGGUCCAGACCCCAGAUCCCAGGUCCAGACCCCAGAUCCAGACCCCAGGUCCAGACCCCAGAUCCCAGGUCCAGACCCCAGAUCCCAGGUUCAGACCCCAGAUCCCAGGUCCAGAUCCCAGGUCCAGACCCCAGAUCCCAGGUCCAGACCCCAGAUAG
This is a messenger RNA of Oncorhynchus mykiss (rainbow trout), 1035 nucleotides long. The record is from RefSeq and is a predicted model, not a curated record. NCBI's taxonomy places the organism in Eukaryota, Metazoa, Chordata, Actinopteri, Salmoniformes, Salmonidae.